This is a messenger RNA of Capsella rubella, 3063 nucleotides long. Its product is annotated as putative respiratory burst oxidase homolog protein G. Gene Ontology annotation, cellular component: plasma membrane. Gene Ontology annotation, molecular function: peroxidase activity; calcium ion binding; NAD(P)H oxidase H2O2-forming activity. The transcript is spliced from 11 exons. The record is from RefSeq and is a predicted model, not a curated record. NCBI's taxonomy places the organism in Eukaryota, Viridiplantae, Streptophyta, Magnoliopsida, Brassicales, Brassicaceae. Bases 1 to 2637 code for a protein of 878 amino acids.
AUGCAGAGAGUGAGCUUUGAAGUACCGGACUAUCAUCACUCAGACACGGAGGCGGAGAAGAGCAGCGAAGACAUAGUUCCCGUGAGCGGAUCAUUGCCGUUGACCAACGAAAACCCGGCGAUGGAAAACCUUGGAAACAAGGCGGCGGAUGACGAAUCGAGCGUGAAGGAAGAUGAUACAGAGCUGACGGCGCAUAAACGGAGCGGUCGGGUGAAGCGGCUAGCUUCAGACGUUUCUAACAAGCUCAAGCGCUUGAAACCAUCUGUCUUUGGAGAGAGUAAGCCAACUGGAUUGGACCGUUCAAAGUCAACGGCUGGUCGGGCCUUGAAAGGGCUCAAGUUCAUCAGUAAGACCGACGGUGACGCUGGCUGGAGUGCCGUGGAGAAGCGGUUUCUUAAGAUCACGGCCACUACUGGUGGAUUGCUACUUCGGUCAAAAUUUGGUGAAUGCAUAGGGAUGAACUCAAAGGAUUUUGCUUUGGUAUUGUUCGACGCAUUAGCUAGAAGAAAGGGUGUGACAGGGGAUGUGAUUGAUAUGGACCACUUAAAGGAAUUUUGGGAACAAAUAAGUGAUCAAGACUUUGAUUCCAGGCUUAUGACAUUUUUUGACAUGAUGGAUAAAGACGCCAAUGGUAGAUUGACCGAAGACGAAGUUAGAGAGAUCAUCAAUCUUAGUUCGUCUGCCAACCAUCUGUCAUCCAUCCAGAAAAAGGCUGAUGAAUAUGCAGCAAUGAUAAUGGAAGAGCUUGACCCUGACCAUAUGGGGUACAUCAUGGUGGAUAGUCUUAAGAGAUUGCUUCUGCAAGCGGAAACACAAUCUCUAAGCACAAAUAGUGAAGACAGAAAGGAGCUGAGCGACAUGUUAAGUGAGAGUCUCAAGCCUACGCGUGACCCUAACCCGUUGAGGAGAUGGUACCGUCAACUGAGAUAUUUCAUACUGGAUAACUGGCAAAGAAUUUGGGUGAUAGGGCUAUGGCUCACCGUUAUGGCCAGCCUCUUCGCGUACAAGUAUAUUCAAUACAAGAAUAAAGCAGUGUAUGAAGUGUUGGGGCAUUGUGUGUGCUUGGCCAAAGGUGCAGCAGAGACGCUGAAGCUAAACAUGGCAUUGAUUUUGUUACCUGUAUGCAGAAAUACUAUCACAUGGCUUAGAAAUAAGACUAGGUUGGGUGUUUUUGUCCCUUUUGAUGACAACCUCAAUUUUCAUAAGGUUAUAGCCGUUGGAAUUACGGUAGGAGUAGGGAUACACUCUGUGGCGCACUUGGCUUGCGAUUUUCCGCGGCUAAUCUCUGCAACCCCAGAAGAAUACACGCCUCUAAGAAAAUAUUUCGGGGAGGAGCAACCAAAGAGAUACUUGCAUUUUGUGAAGUCAACAGAAGGAAUAACAGGACUUGUAAUGGUUUUCUUGAUGGCUAUAGCUUUUACACUGGCACUGCCUUGGUUUAGACGGGGGAAGCUAGAAAAAAAGCUUCCAGGGCCACUAAAGAAACUCGCGAGCUUCAAUGCCUUCUGGUACACUCACCAUUUGUUUGUUAUAGUCUACAUUCUCCUUGUGGUUCACGGAUACUACUUGUAUCUAAGUAAGGAAUGGUACAAGAAAACGACGUGGAUGUACUUGGCAGUACCAGUAGCUCUCUAUGCAUGCGAGAGAUUGAUACGAGCAUUCAGGUCCAGCAUCAGGACAGUAAAAGUUCUUAAGGUAGCAACUUAUCCUGGAAAAGUAUUGACUUUGCAAAUGUCAAGGCCUAAGAACUUCAAAUACAAGAGUGGUCAAUACAUGUUCGUAAAUUGUCCAGCAGUCUCACCGUUUGAGUGGCAUCCAUUUUCAAUAACUUCUACACCACAAGAGGACUUUCUUAGCGUUCAUAUAAAAUCACUAGGAGACUGGACAGAGGCUAUCCAAGGAGUCUUCUCCGAGUCUUGGAGUCCGGGUAAGAUAGUUUUUGUGUGGAUGUCUCAGGUAUCUAAGCCAUCUCCGGCGGGAGGCACAUUGCAUGGUGCAGAUAGUCCCCGUUUCCCCAGAAUCAUGCUUGAUGGUCCGUACGGCGCACCAGCUCAAGACUACAAGAAGUACGAGGUAGUUUUGCUGAUUGGCCUCGGCAUUGGAGCCACUCCCAUGAUCAGCAUUAUCAAGGAAAUUAUCAGCAAUACGGAGACCAAAGAACAGCUCAGCCAAAUGGAGAAGGGAUCGAAACAGGAGCCACAAGGUAAGAAAGAAACUUUCAAAACGAGAAGGGCUUACUUCUACUGGGUAACAAAGGAGCAGGGCACUUUUGAUUGGUUCAAGAACAUCAUGAACGAGAUAGCAGAACGGGACAAAAGCAAAGUCAUAGACCUACACAAUCAUUGCACUAGUGUUUACGAAGAAGGAGACGUUCGUUCUGCGCUGAUACGUAUGAUUCAGUCUCUAAAUUAUGCCAAGAAUGGUUUAGACAUUGUUGCUGGGACAAGGGUCAUGUCCCAUUUCGCAAGACCUAACUGGAAAAACGUCUACAAACAAAUAGCUAUGGAUCACCCUGGCGCUAAUGUUGGAGUGUUCUAUUGUGGAGCACCGGUAUUGACAAAGGAACUAAGGCAUCUAGCUUUGGAAUUCACACACAAGACAAGUACUAGAUUCUCCUUCCACAAAGAGAACUUCUAAAGACAAUAUUGUAGCUUCUACCCACAAUGCUGAUCAAAUAGAGUUUGAUGGCCAACAAAUUAAUGAAAUUUUGUGGUCAGUGUGUCGAGUUUCUGUUUUGAGAAUUGAAUUUUGGUGUUGUUUUUUGUUUCCUGAAUAAAAAGUGGGUUGUAAUGAUUAUAUGGAAUGUAUGUUUUAAGCACUUACACUUUUUUUAGCUGCAUUAUCUAACUUUUCAUCAAAAAGAGAGUACAACUAACUUUUCAUCGCCGGAUGCUGUCGUUACAUAUUACAUUACAAUAAACAUGUGGCCAAAUUCAAUAUUUUGGGGUCUGCAAGUUUGUACAGACCGUCCUAGUAAGUGUAGGAAGAGCUAAUGAGAAUCUCUUGGGCGAGUUCAAAGGAGUAUGCAUGUCUUCCACGAAAAUCCUUCUCGGAAUAUGCUAU